AUGGCCGCCAGGUCAUGCUCAGGUUACCUCAUGGUUGCCCCACAGACUGCCCAGCACCAAGGUAGUGGAUGUUGGAAAGCAUCCAGCACAUUACCAGGUAUACGGUAUGGGGCAGCCUGAGAGAGCGAGGGCAGUGAGUUCGGCCAUCCACCUGAGGGUU
Molecule: messenger RNA, 160 nt
Organism: Pelobates cultripes (western spadefoot toad)
Lineage: Eukaryota; Metazoa; Chordata; Amphibia; Anura; Pelobatidae
Source: the annotation of a GenBank genome assembly